Molecule: messenger RNA, 677 nt
Organism: Juglans microcarpa x Juglans regia
Lineage: Eukaryota; Viridiplantae; Streptophyta; Magnoliopsida; Fagales; Juglandaceae
Product: lactoylglutathione lyase
Exons: 4
Coding region: 49-483 (144 amino acids)
Source: RefSeq, a predicted model, not a curated record
UAUCUCUAACUCACAUCCUCUGUUUCCAUAGAAACACAGUCGUAGAAAAUGGCAGCAUCAGUAGCAAAAGGAGCGUCUCUCAGCCACAUAUCCAGAGAAUCCUCAGACAUCAGACGCCUCGCCAACUUCUACAAGGAGAUUUUUGGGUUUGAGGAGAUAGAAAGCCCAGACUUCGUGGAGUUUAAGGUCAUAUGGUUGAAUCUGGCUUCCGUUCAAAUCCACCUCAUCGAGAGGAACCCUAGCUCGAGGCUUCCAGAAGGUCCCUGGAGCGCCACGUCACCCGUCGCCGACCCCAGUCAUCUCCCCAGAGGUCACCAUAUCUGCUUCUCCGUCUCCAAUUUCGAAUCUGUUGUGCGAGCUCUUAAGGAAAAGGAAAUCAAAAUCUUUGAGAGAUCUCUUCCUGAUGGGAAGGUUAAGCAAGUCUUCUUCUUUGAUCCCGAUGGUAAUGGACUGGAGAUUGGAAGUCUGGCUCCAGAGAAAUAAACAGGGAGCUCUAGAGUGGAAUUUCUUUUCAGUCAAUAAGUUGCAGAGAAUGUUAUGGCCUACGCAUGCUAGAAUGUUUGUGUAUUUCUACUUAUUAUAAAAAAGAAAAGAAAAUAGAAUGUGUACUUUGAUGUUGGAUAUGUGUGUAUUCUUCUCACAAGCGUUUCAUGAAAAACAUAAAUUGUUAUCUUGGC